This is a messenger RNA of Guillardia theta CCMP2712, 660 nucleotides long. RefSeq lists its product as hypothetical. The record is from RefSeq and is a predicted model, not a curated record. NCBI's taxonomy places the organism in Eukaryota, Cryptophyceae, Pyrenomonadales, Geminigeraceae. The transcript has 2 exons. Gene Ontology annotation, cellular component: membrane. The coding region runs from base 20 to 604 and encodes 194 amino acids.
AGAUUUACCAAUGAAAGCCAUGUCGGUCGAGCAUUCAGCUCCCAUCAACCACAUACCCACUCUCAGUCCAAGCAACACAACUGCAGAUGGCGCAGAUUGGUCACAGUUCAGUAAGACACAAUUGUUAGUUGCGAUCUUCAACUAUUUCGAAUCGCACCCUCUAGGUUACGUAGGUUUUAUAGUCUUCUUAACGUGCUGGACCACUUUAGCGUUUCCCGUCACGCCGUUGGAAGUUUGCGGAGGAUGUGUGUUCGGUCCGAUUUGGGGUACACUCGGAAGCCUUGUUGGAAAGACAGCAGGAUGCAUUUGUGCGCUUUCGAUUGGAAGAAUCUUCGGCAAGAAUUGGAGCAUGCCGUCGGUUUUGGAGCAAUAUCUGGGCGUGCUGAAGAAGAAACCCUUCCAGACCAUGUGUGCGAUUCGAGUCGCACCCAUUCCUCUGGGUGUGAAGAACUACGGUUUGAGCCUCGUCCGCUUCCCAGGGGACAAAUAUCCAGUUGGCGCGUACUUCUGGUCGUGCUUCCUUGUUGGCUUACCUUUCUCGAUCGUUUGGGGGACAACUGGGGCUGGAUUCAGCAGCGUCGUGGAUGCCCUUGCUGCAAGUUAAUAAUAGUUGUUCUUCUGAUGAAUUGAUUUUGUUUUGUAAAUGAAAUUUGAAUUUUU